Molecule: messenger RNA, 986 nt
Organism: Mangifera indica (mango)
Lineage: Eukaryota; Viridiplantae; Streptophyta; Magnoliopsida; Sapindales; Anacardiaceae
Product: ankyrin repeat-containing protein P16F5.05c
Exons: 6
Coding region: 292-696 (134 amino acids)
Molecular function (GO): protein binding
Source: RefSeq, a predicted model, not a curated record
ACUCAGCCUGACGGGCAAGCCCCUGGAAGCCCAACUUGGCUCAGUAUCAAAGAGCUUGGGCUUCUUUCUUGGACCCAGCGAACCUCGUCCGGGCAAACCUGGUGGUGUUGACAUGAUGAUUCUCUCUACUGCCGUCACUUCCUCUGCUAAAAAAACUCAAGUUACUCAACGGAAAAAGCCGUGUGUCACUCUUCGUUAAACCCCCGCAGUUUCAAUUUGCUAAGUUACCUUUCGCAGGGAGAGCUAUUCGUCCGUCAUAGCCAUACAACACUGCAGCGCUGAAGGGAACAGAUGGGGCAAGAAGGAAACUCAGUAACAGAGCACACCCAAGUCGACUCGGCGACUCUUGAGAACACUGAAGCGCUUCUAGAGGCUGCGAGAUAUGAUGACAUCGAUGAUAUCAUAAGCCUGGCAUCCGCUGGUAUUUCUCUUGAUUCCAAGGAUUCACAGGGACGAACAGCACUUCAUAUGGCUGCAGCUAAUGGACAUCUUGGCAUUGUGGAAUAUCUCAUUGGCAAAGUGGAUGUUAAUGCUUCUAAUGAGGAGAAAAACACACCUCUUCAUUGGGCUUGCCUCAAUGGACAUAUUGAGGUGGUUAAAAAAUUGAUUCUGGCAGGAGCGAACGUAAGUUUUUUAAACAGUUUUGCCACCUAUUGUUGUUCAGCCAUGAACGGACUCCGAUUGAUGAAGCUGUGAGUAGGGGAAAGAUGGAUGUCAUUGACGCAAUUAAUGCAGCAAUUGCACAGCGUGAACUUAGUGGUGUCACGGUUUCCUAACUGUAUCUCAGUGGAGAACUCUUCUUUUUUCCCCACUUUUUGUCCCAUAAUGUGAAAUUUUUCUGAAGCCCUAGUGGGUUCCUCUUUAUUUUCCCUUGUUACUGUGAUGCUUUGGAACAAUACAACUCAAAUUCUCUAUACAAAAUUCUCCAAUAUAGUGCCUUUUAGGAGCAAGAAAAUAAGUUGAGUGGUUGCUUUUUAGUGCUUUAA